CGUCCAGUUUAUGCUCAUAAAUGAACGGGCGCGCGCGUGUGCGUGUGCAUCCAUCGCCUGUAGUCUGUAGCUCUGUGUUACUGCGCCAGGAUGGAGAUGACGCAAAUGACCCAGCUCCCCAAAAAGUGUUUCAAGACGAACAUGGCGGCAACUUAACACAGGACCUAAGAUGAUGAUUAUGAUGAACGGAGAAGAUCGAAUGCAGUCCGCUCAGUUAGGGAAAGAGCAGCUCUUUCAGGAUCUCGCCUUCCCUUGAGGAGAUACAGGGACACAGCAGCUGCUCUAUGAGGGUCUAUGGGGAGAGGAGGCACGAGAGGAGGCAUGUUGUCACACAGAAGUCAGUUUUUCUCCGAGGAGCCAUGCGGAAAAGCGGAGAUAUGACCGCGCGUGGCUUCAUCUAGCCGAUCGACUCGGAUACAGCUGCCUGGACCGCUGUUUACACGGGAAAAGCCCCUUUCAAGUCAAUGCAUUUUGUGGCAGAGGAGCCGUCGCGGUGGAGUCGGCCAGUGCUGCUCUUUCCUGAAAUAUGACCAGAGGUGUUUGGACGUGUCGGCAGCAAGAUGACAGCUUAAAAAUCUGGUUUGCACCCCGAGAGGACGAAAAGCCAUUAUUCACCGAUUCGGAAAGGGCCCAGAGAUGGCGACUGUCCUUAGCCUCUCUUUUGUUUAUUACCGUUUUGCUCUCUGAUCAUCUGUGGUUCUGCGCCGAGGCGAAAUUGACAAGGACUCGAGACAAACGGCUCGACAAUUUGGCCGUCAUGGACACGGUGGAGCACACGAACCAUAUACUUUCACCCAGCCAUCAGCCCGUCAGAGAGCAGAGACUUAUUUUUAUAGGCAAUUCUACCAAACCUCUGUGGAGACUUGAAACUUGUCACCCUGACAGCCUCUCCAAAAACUGCUUGACUUUCGCCGAGGCGGAAGCCGCGUGCUCGGGCCUCUCCGAGUGGAACCUGAGCGAUUUCUAUCUUUCUUUUUGUAAUUCUUACUCGCUUUUGGAUUUGUUUUACGGGUUUACGAGUCCGGACAAUUUGACCUGUAACUUGGACAUGGCUACGGGCGGUGAUACAUCGGGAUGCAGCCGCUGCGUUCAGGCUUACCAAGGCUACGACCGACGAGCUCAGGAGAAAUACCAAGAGUUUGAGCUUUUGGUUCAGAAAUAUGAAACGGAUGUAUAUUCGGUGCGGACAUGCAUGGAAGAGUGCACGACUGUCUACAAACACUGGCUCUGUGCCCAGUUCUUCCACACCACACAGAUGCACUGCAGCAACAGGAUCCCCUGCAGGAAGUACUGCCUGGAAGUCCAGCAGAGGUGCCCCUUCAUAUUGCCUGACAAUGAUGAGCUCAUCUACGGAGGAAGCCCCAGUUUUAUAUGCACAGGGCUCCAGGAGGACAACCCCUCAGAGGCAGAGACAGAGUGCUGUGACGUUCGAUGGGACAGCCGGGCGGACAACAGCUCCAAAGGAACUCUCAAAAGAACUCACCCGUCGUGUCAGCACGGGACAUCGCUGACCUCGGCAGCAGCCUCUAGACUGUGCAACAGUAGACUCAAACUCUGCCUGCUGGUCCUCGUCCUCCUGCAUACUGUUGCCACACUCACAGCAUCCCACAAUGCUACUGGAUUCAACCUCACCUCCAGCUCCUCUAACGAGGAAUAAUGGAAUAGCCACUCAGCAAAGCGGUUGCAGUUCCAUGCCCAAUGACACGAUGGACCGUGGGCAGCUGUAAUGCUUUCUAGGACCCCUAGUAAAGUUCAGGUGGAGACUGUGGACAUGCAAUCAACCAAGCAUACAAAAUGAACUGAAAAAGCUUAAUGAACACUGGACAAAUUUAAUCAAGCAACAAGAACAAGGGACAACACCGUAGCCUUUGUUGAAAGAGGCUUCUUGGGCGGAGUUCUCUCGCACCAUGUUUUUUUUACACUGUGUCUAUGGUUUGGAUUUCUGUUGCACUAGAUGACUACAGGAUCUAAUUCAUGUUUCCUUUCCUUUCAUUUGGGUCUUUGUGCAGGAAGGAUUGGGAUGAGAUGUACAGUAUCAAAGUGUGUGUGCAUGUGUGCCUGCAUAUGUGUGUCCACUUAGAUGUUCUUGUUUCUAUUUGUAAUCAUAAACUCUCUGGAUGCUGCUCUAUUCAUUAUGAAGGUUUCUAUUGCAGUUUAUAUACAUGUUUGAAAUUACAAAUCUGCCUAGACCAAUAACAAGAUACCCAAAUCAAGUCCAGGUUCAAAAUGCAGA
Messenger RNA from Myxocyprinus asiaticus (Chinese sucker), 2233 nucleotides. RefSeq names its product NALCN channel auxiliary factor 1 (gene nalf1b). Gene Ontology annotation, cellular component: plasma membrane. NCBI's taxonomy places the organism in Eukaryota, Metazoa, Chordata, Actinopteri, Cypriniformes, Catostomidae. The transcript is spliced from 3 exons. Gene Ontology annotation, molecular function: stretch-activated, monoatomic cation-selective, calcium channel activity. Bases 527 to 1657 code for a protein of 376 amino acids. The record is from RefSeq and is a predicted model, not a curated record. Gene Ontology annotation, biological process: calcium ion import across plasma membrane.